AUGGGCGCGCCCGCAGGCUACCGGGUCCUGCACGUGUCGGAGGCGGAGCUGUUGGCGGCCAUCCAGGAGAAGUGCCAGAUGAUGAUGGCCUACCAGAACGCUGCUAUCCAGGCUUCGUCGGCCUCCCAGGAGCCGCUCCAGCAGGUGCUCCAGCCGCCCGUCCUCGCCGCCCCGGCCGACGGGACCGCCGACGCGCCCGCGCCAGCGGCACAGGACUGGCAGAAUGACGACUUCGCCGUCGCCGACGAUGGCGGCGGCGACCUCGUGUUUAUGCUCGAUUGCCUCGUGGAAGAGCUGAGCAGAGCCAGUUUGUCAGUCAACGCUCGGGAGACGAAGAUUAUGACAACACAUGUCAAUGUUGCAGCAGACGUGGUCCCGCUCUUCCUCGAUGCCGGCGGCAGGAUGGUGGAGGUUGUCAAGCACGCGGGCACGCAUAAAUACUUUGGCCGGCUGCUGAGCGGCGAUUUGAGGAUGCGCGGCAAGUGCAAUUUGGAGCACCGCAUGAAGUGCGCUUGGCUGGAGGACAAUCAGUUUGCAGAUGCCAUGCAGAAUCGCAAUAUUCCGAUCACAUUGCGCCUGCGUCUGUUCGACUCCCUAGAGACGCCGUCUGUCCUCCACAGUCUGACCACAUCGCCACUCACCCAGAAAGACCUCGACAAGCUGGACGCGCUACAAAUGAAACUGUUGAGGCGUAUAGUUGGGUGGGUGCUUUUGGAGGAAGCAUGGCAGCUUACUGGCCAUCGCAUAAAGCGCUGGCUGGAGGCGGCUCUGGCGCGACAUCCAGUCACAGAGUGGAGCAACAGGCGCAACCGCCAGAGAGCUGACCGCUUCAGAGGUGGACCGAUUGAAUCUGUGCCUGUCAGCGCGGAGUUCUUCGUGAAGGACCUCGCGAGCCCCGUGCCGCGGCACGGGGCCUCUGGCCUCUACCGGUCAGAGCAGGACGCCCCGUGCGAGCAGGACGCCGCCGCCGCGGCGGCCCGCGUCCCGCCCGAGGGCAGCCCGCCGGCCGCGCCCGCGCCGCCCGCGCCGGCCCCGCCCGCGCCGGCGGCGCUGGCCGACGCGCCGCCCGCCACGGCGGCCCACGCGCCGCCUGAGGGCAACGGCCCGCCCGCGGGCGCCGCCGAAGCGGCGGCUGUUCUGCCGGCCUGGUGCGCGCCCGCGGCAGGGGCCUGCGCGCCGCCGCCCGAGGGCGCCGGGCAGCCGGGGCCCGCGGAGGCGGUGGCGCUGGCGUCCGCGGCCACCGCCCAGGUGCUGCCAGCGCCCACGGAGGCGCCAGCCCAGACCGCGUUCGCCCUGGCGAACCCGAGCAAGCAGCGCGGCGACAGGGGUCCCUCCUACAGGUACACGACCUCGGGCGACCCCUUCUACCCUGCAGAGUGCGGCGGAACGGUGUACGACUCCUUCAACCUCAGGAUCGUGUUCGAGCGAGACCGCACCGGCUUUGAGGAAUGCAAGGAGUUUCCCAUCUACAUCAACAGCAUCAUCGCUGCCCGGUACCAGGUGAUCAGCUAUCUGGGAUCUGCUGCUUUCUCGCGGGCCAUCCAGUGUUUCGACCUGCACACGCAAGAGAUGGUGUGCAUGAAGAUCAUCAAGAACGAGAAGGACUUUGUCGACCAGUCUCUGGACGAGAUCAAGUUGCUGAAGCUGAUCGGAGCCAACACCGAGAACGUCGACGACAAGAACGUCUUGCGGAUGGUCGACUGCUUCUACCACAAGGAGCACCUCAUAAUCGUGACGGAGCUCCUGAGAGACAACCUGUACGAGUUUUCCAGAUUCAACCGGCAGCAUGGCGACGAGCCAUACUUCACGCUCGGCAGGCUACAGCGCAUCAUGAAGCAGCUACUCGUUGCCCUCGAGUACAUCCACAGCCUUUGGCUGAUUCGCAGCACCUCAAACCUGAGAACAUCCUUAUCAAGUCCUACUCUCGGUGCGAGGUGA
This is a messenger RNA of Prorocentrum cordatum, 1938 nucleotides long. Lineage: Eukaryota; Dinophyceae; Prorocentrales; Prorocentraceae. The record is from the annotation of a GenBank genome assembly.